GUAUCGGUGUUGAAUUUUGAAAUGUAAUUGAAACAGAAAUAUUGAAAACAAAUCAAUUCAGAAAACUAGUUGAAUUUUUAGAAUGUUUAUUAAAUUCUUAAUCUUAGCAUUGAAUUUAGUAAGUAGUUUAAGUUAUGAAAUGUAUGGAUAUGUUGUUUAUUGUCCUUGCAUGGGUAGAUUUGGAAAUCAAGCUGAUCAUUUUUUAGGGGCAUUGGCAUUUAGUAAAGCAAUCAACAGAACACUUGUUUUACCACCCUGGGUUGAAUAUAGAUAUGGAGAGGUGAAAUCCAUACAAGUUCCAUUUGAUACCUAUUUUAAUAUUGAUACUUUACAUCAGUACACUCAUGUUAUAACCAUGAAGGCUUUUAUGGAAAACAUAGCCCCAGUGGUAUGGCCACCGCAAAAUAGAAUCUCAUUUUGCUACACACAGAGAAUUGGUGAAAUUGAUAACAGUUGCAAUGCGAAAUCUGGUAAUCCUUUUGGGCCAUUUUGGGAUACUUUUGGUAUAGAUUUUGUUAAAUCUGAAUUUUAUGGGCCUUUAAACUAUGAUGCUCAUAAUGACAAAGUGAUGGAAUCUUGGACUCAGAAAUAUCCAUCAGAACAAUGGCCUGUGUUAGCUUUCACUGGUGCACCAGCAAGCUUUCCAGUUCAAGUUGAAAAUGUACAUUUACAAAAAUACUUAACUUGGAGUAGUGAUAUUCUGAACAGAUCAAGAUUAUUUAUUAAGAAGAAUAUGAGUGGUGGUGGAUUUCUAGGAAUACAUUUGAGGAAUGGCCAAGACUGGGUAAAAGCAUGUCAACAUGUGCCAGACAGCCCUAAACUGUUUUCAGCACCACAAUGUGUGGGAUAUAAAAAUGAAAAAGGAAAGUUAACGCCAUCAAUGUGCCUGCCCCAUAGAAGUGAAAUAAUAAAGCAAAUCAAAAGAGCUCUUAAAAAAUUCAAGGAUAUUAAGUAUUUGUUUGUUGCAUCCGACUCAAACCACAUGAUUGAAGACUUGCAAACCUCUCUUAUGAACUUGAAAAUAACUGUACUGAAACAACAUCCAAGCAAUCCGCAUCUAGACCUAGCUAUUUUGGGACAAGCCAAUUAUUUUAUUGGUAACUGUGUAUCAUCAUUCACAGCGUUUGUAAAGCGUGAUAGAGAUACUAAAGGAUUACCUUCAGAAUUUUGGUCAUUUCCUGAUAGGAAAAAAUUUAAACAUGAAGAACUCUAAUACCAGUAUAGGUAAUGUGUUUGAGUAAAGACUAUGUUGUUGCAAAACAAAAGCCUCAACUUAUGUGGACCACAUGUGAGAACAUUCAGUGGAGAAAGUAUACUUACCUACUGUUGUAUUACUCUUGUACUAGACAAUUUGUUUAUUGCUCAUGAGGACAAUGUCAUGAGCAAUAAACAAUGGCUGUUCAAAAGUAAGUACCUAUGAAAAUAAUGCUUUGCCUACUUGUAAUAUUUGGUACAAAUAAAUGGUUACUUGAGUAUGUACCUACUGUUUUUAUGGGUUGAGCUGACAAUUUUGUAAUGGAAUCUAAAAAAAUAU
Messenger RNA from Maniola jurtina (meadow brown), 1534 nucleotides. RefSeq names its product GDP-fucose protein O-fucosyltransferase 1 (gene pofut1). Gene Ontology annotation, biological process: Notch signaling pathway; protein O-linked glycosylation via fucose. The transcript has 4 exons. NCBI's taxonomy places the organism in Eukaryota, Metazoa, Arthropoda, Insecta, Lepidoptera, Nymphalidae. The record is from RefSeq and is a predicted model, not a curated record. The coding region runs from base 83 to 1213 and encodes 376 amino acids. Gene Ontology annotation, molecular function: peptide-O-fucosyltransferase activity.